This is a messenger RNA of Condylostylus longicornis, 2052 nucleotides long. RefSeq names its product juvenile hormone esterase-like. Bases 130 to 1764 code for a protein of 544 amino acids. The transcript has 2 exons. NCBI's taxonomy places the organism in Eukaryota, Metazoa, Arthropoda, Insecta, Diptera, Dolichopodidae. The record is from RefSeq and is a predicted model, not a curated record.
GUUUAUCUUAUCUUUGAGUUCUUUAUAUUUGGGUUAAUGCAGAUAUCCAUUAAUUGUAAAUAGUUUUUUAAUAAGUAAUUGAGUGAUAAAUGUGAUAAUUCAAAACAAAUUGAAAAAUUUCAAAAAAAUAUGUCAACGAUCGUUACGUUAGAUUUACCUCAGGGUAAAAUAAUGGGAGAAAAAGUAAUACUCUCUCAUGAGAAACUAUAUUACAAAUUUUUUGGAAUUCCAUAUGCUAAACCACCAGUUGGUAGUUUAAGAUUUCAAAAUCCCCAACCUCUUGAGCACUUCCCGAAAGAGCUCUUAGAUUGUACAAAACAACCAAAUUCUUCACUUCAAUUCAACGCUUUUACUAAAGAAGUGACAGGUUCCGAAGAUUGCCUAUAUUUAAAUGUUUAUUCGCCAGAUGUUACAAGCGAAAAUAAGUUUCCAGUUAUAGUUUAUAUUCAUGGGGGAGGAUUUAUGACAGGAUACGGCAACCGACAUAUAUUAUAUCCAAAAUUUUUGAUAGAGGAAAACGUUAUUUUGGUUACAGUCAACUAUAGAUUAGGUGCUUUUGGAUUUUUAAGUUUACCAGAUGGUGGCAUUUCGGGAAAUUAUGGUCUUAAAGAUCAGCAGUUGGCUUUGAAAUGGAUUCAAGAAAACAUCACAUCAUUUAAUGGUGAUCCAAAAAAUGUAACAUUAUUUGGUCAAAGUGCCGGAGCAGCAUCAGCUCAUUUUCAUUUUUUGUGCAAUGAGUCCCGAAAAUAUUUUCAUAAAUUAAUAUGCCAUAGCGGUUUGGCCACGAUGGAAUGGGCAAUAUCUCAAAAUGCACAAGAAAAAGCUUUUAAACUAGCAGAAUGUCUUGGUUUCACAGGAAAUGCUGUUGAUACGGCACAUUUUCUUCAAAAAUUUGAAAAUUCACAUGAACUUAUUGCAAGUAUGUAUAAGGUGCUGUCAAAAGAAGAGAGGGGACACUUUUUAAGGCUUCCAUUUGGUCCAGUAAUCGAAUCACCGAAUAGCGAGAAACCAUUUAUUACUAAAAAUCCAAUCGAUAUAAUAAAAACAGAACAAUUUGCCGAAAGUAUUCCAAUUAUAAUGGGUUAUACAUCACAAGAAGGAAUAAUGCUAAUGGCCUAUAGUUCGAAAACCGUCGAAGAAAUUGAUUUAGAUUUAUCGUGUUUGAUUCCAAGCACAAUAUGCGAACCGGAAAGUCACCAAUGUAAAAAUAUUGUAAAUAAAGUUCGAAAAUUUUAUUUUAAUGGAAAAUCCAUUGAAGAUGUUAGUAAGUUGUGCGAAGCUUUGGGAGAUAUUUGUUUUGUAGUUGAUUUUCAUAAAACUGUUGAGCUUCAUAAUGAAUAUCAGUCUCAAUCGCCAUUAUAUUGUUUCAAGUUUGCAUAUGAUGGGAAAUUAAAUUUUUAUAAAGUACGUUACAAAUACGAGCACAUUAAAGGUGCUUGUCAUGGCGAUGAAUUGUAUUAUCUUUUUUAUCCGAAUGAAGCUGCUGAGCAUGUGCAACCAAGUGAACAGGAUUUACAAAUGGUAAAAACUUUGUGCAAAGUUUGGACUUCUUUUUCAAAAUAUGGAAAUCCUACACCAGACAAAAAAGAAAAAUGCUCUGAAAAUAUUGAUUUUGUUUGGAAUCCGCUAUCAAAACUUGAAAAUAAAAAGUUUUCUUUCGAUUGUUUAGAAAUAGAUAACAAAUUUGCAAUUGUUAAAGAUCCCGAUGGAGAAAGAGUUGAGUUCUGGAAACAAUUAUUAUUUGAAACCAAAAGAAAUUACUAAGGUGAAAUUUAUUAUGAAUUUGAUAUGGUUAACAAACUGUUAGUUUUCCAAUCCCACCAAACCAAAAUCAAGAAAUGUUUAAUAUCUGUAUAUAAUGUUGAUUUUUAUACAAAAUAAUUUAACUAAAUAAAAAUACAUUAAAAAAAAGCAAAAAUACAACGUUUACUCACAAUUUGCUUGGUACUACAAAACGGUUCAUUACUUUAAAUUUAAAAAUUCCAUUUCUUGUUUGAUUUGUACUGUUUUUCUGGUUAAUUGUAAAAUAAAUAUCUUCAAAAAUAAAUAAAG